Molecule: messenger RNA, 378 nt
Organism: Echinostoma caproni
Lineage: Eukaryota; Metazoa; Platyhelminthes; Trematoda; Plagiorchiida; Echinostomatidae
Source: the annotation of a GenBank genome assembly
AAAAUAGAAUCGUCGGCUACUCCAACCAUUGGAUCAAAACGAUCGCCAGAUGCAAACAACGGUGUCGGAUCUGAUGACGGAGGAGCAUCGGAUGUGAAAAAAUCGCGCACAGAAAAGAGUGAUGCCAGUGACUCACCUAAAGUAUCUUCGGCGGCCCCUGCUUCAUCAGCACCAAUUACUACAAACUCAGGAGCAAGUCGAGGUUACUUCCCGGCUCAAAUGCACGUCACGACAGACGAGGUUCGACUGAAAGCUCGUGAGAUGAUUCAGUCAGCCUUAGAGGUUGGAAAGGACAGUUUAGUGUCCGUUCUAUCGUUCGCACCAAAACGUCCAGCCCAGCAGCAUUUUUAUACCCUGAUGCAUGAGUUACAGAGUUGA